This is a messenger RNA of Oryza brachyantha (malo sina), 1419 nucleotides long. RefSeq names its product aspartyl protease AED1-like. Gene Ontology annotation, biological process: proteolysis. Bases 1 to 1419 code for a protein of 472 amino acids. The record is from RefSeq and is a predicted model, not a curated record. Lineage: Eukaryota; Viridiplantae; Streptophyta; Magnoliopsida; Poales; Poaceae. Gene Ontology annotation, molecular function: aspartic-type endopeptidase activity. The transcript has 2 exons.
AUGGGUUACCACCGUCUGCUCGUGUGCAUCAUCUUAUGCAGCAGAUACUAUUCGUUGGCUUUUGCAGUAAAUCUGAACAAGUUUGCCGUCGUGCCAACUAGCUCGUUCGAGCAACAAGCAACAUGCUCUCCAUCAAGUGUGAGUUCCGACCCGAACCGCGCUUCCGUGCCCUUGGUACACCGGCACGGCCCGUGCCCGCCGUCGCCGUCGGCGGCGAGCGGCAAGCCGUCUCUCGCCGAGCGGCUCCGCCGUGACCGCGCCCGCGCGAACCACAUCAUCACCAGGGCGUCCGGCCGCCGCACGGCCACGACGGCGUCGGACGCCGGCGACCGCGGCACGAGCAUCCCGACGUUCCUGGGCGACUCCGUCGACUCGCUGGAGUACGUCGUCACGUUGGGCGUCGGCACGCCGGCCGUCCAGCAGACCGUCCUCAUCGACACCGGCAGCGACCUGUCGUGGGUGCAGUGCAGGCCGUGCGGCUCCGGCGAGUGCUACCGGCAGAAGGACCCGCUGUUCGACCCGAGCUCCUCGUCGUCGUACGCCUCGAUCCCGUGCGGCUCCGACGCGUGCAGGAAGCUCGCGGCCGGCUCGUACGGCCAUGGCUGCGCGACCAGCGUCUCCGGCGCCUCGGUGUGCGAGUACGGGAUCGAGUACGGCGACGGCGCCACCACGACGGGGGUGUACAGCACCGAGAGGCUGACGCUCAAGCCCGGCGUCGUCGUCACCGACUUCGGCUUCGGCUGCGGCGACCACCAGCACGGCCCGUUCGACAAGUUCGACGGCCUCCUCGGGCUCGGCGGCGCGCCGGAGUCGCUCGUGUCGCAGACGUCGUCCCGGUUCGGCGGGGCCUUCUCGUACUGCCUCCCGCCGGCGAGCGGCAGCGCCGGGUUCCUCACCCUCGGCGCGCCGAGCACCAACGCGGGCUUCUCGUUCACGCCGCUGCGCCGCAUUCCCGGGGCCCCGGCGACGUUCUACACCGUGACGCUCGCCGGCAUCAGCGUCGGCGGGGAGCCGCUCGCCAUCCCGCCGUCGGCGUUCUCGAGCGGCAUGAUCAUCGACUCCGGCACGGUCAUCACGGCGCUCCCGGCGACGGCCUACGCGGCGCUCCGGUCGGCCUUCCGGAGCGCCAUGUCCGAGUACCGGCUCCUGCCGCCGUCGGACGGCGGGCUCGACACGUGCUACGACUUCACCGGGCACAGCAACGUCACCGUGCCGAGGGUGUCCCUGGCGUUCGCCGGCAGCGCCACGGUCGAGCUCGCCGUGCCGUCGGGCGUUCUGGUCGACGGCUGCCUCGCCUUCGCCGGAACAGGGACGACGGACGGCGCCAUAGGAAUCAUCGGCAACGUGAACCAGCGCACGUUCGAGGUUCUGUACGACUCCGGGAAGGGAACCGUCGGGUUUAGGGCCGGUGCUUGCUGA